Symbiodinium necroappetens is the source of this 2550-nucleotide messenger RNA. The record is from the annotation of a GenBank genome assembly. NCBI's taxonomy places the organism in Eukaryota, Dinophyceae, Suessiales, Symbiodiniaceae.
AUGUUCCUGCAGGCAUUGGGUAUCCCUUUCACAGCAUUGGCUGCCGCAGAGAAGCAGCCAGAGUACAGGAGGGUGAUUCAGGCCAAUCAUGGGUCCCGGCUGCAGCACUUGUAUGAGACCCUGGAGGAUAUGCUAGAGGAGAAGACAUGUACCAAGCACCCAGAUUGCGAGCGUUGCCGAGUAGAUUCUGCAGGAGGCAUCAGUUUGGCUCUCACUGGCAGCCCCUGCAAUCCCUUCUCUAAGCAACGAGCAAAACGGUUUCGGGACCAGUCAGUGCAACAUCACCGCAUGACAGAGACCACCAUGUCUGGUGUUGUUGGGCUCUAUCUAAAGUGGGAACCUCGUGCAGCUAUCAUGGAGCAAGUCCGUGGCUUCGACAUGCAGACCAGCCAAGCAGAUGUGACAACCCCGGCCACCAAGUUCCUCCAGAUCAUGGCAGCCCAGACCUGGAAACACGGUGGAUAUUGGGUUGCCAAGCUGUAUCUGGAUUCAACUGAUUGGAUCCAGAUCAUCAGUGGCAUGGCUGAUGAUGGUCUUGCUGACUUGGACUUGGAUCUGAAUUCCCUAAUCGAUGGCCUGCUCGAUGCGGGCGCUUCGCACGAGGAUGAAGCUGACAGCCGUGACAGCCAGCCAUCUGAUGUGGCUGCACAACUGGUGCCUGCACAGCCAAACCCAAACUGGUUAGAAGAAGAUGAGUUACUUGGCCUGGUGGACGAUUUGCUACCUUCAGUUUCUGAAGAGUCUUUUCAACCAGCUGUGAAUAGUGAUCUACGUGACAUCUUUGGCCCACGAGCUGGAUUGUCUCAGCUAGGGGACAGCUUUCAGCAGCAGAUGUUCAAGCGCUACUGUGCUGCUACAAGUGCUGGAAGCGAGAGGCCAGUACUGCGGAAAGCCGUGGUAGCGGUGACUGAUUGCUUGAUUCGUUCUGGAAGGCACCGAUCUAUUUCAGUGAUACAAGAUCAAUCAGGGACUUCACGUCGCUCGCUGCAGCGAACCCUUUUUCAGCUCGCAGCAGUUCUGCUGCAUGGUGGGUGCUGGUUGGUAGGAGCCAUGCUGGGAAUGUGUUCUAGAUGGUUUCAGCGCCCGAGAAUGAUGCCAGUCAUGGCUGUGAGCAAAUUCCGGUACGACGAGACUCCGCUGCGCAUGAGGCUUGUUGAGCUGCAACAGUUCAUUCCUGAUUUUGUGCAGCGUGGUGGACACUUAUCAGAGUCCUACAAGUACGUCAAAAUACUUCGAAUCGACUGGACCCUGGGCUUGCUGAUCUAUGAUCUUGCCUCACUUGGCCACAGACUCAUCACAGUGGACAUUCCGGUGGCUAUGGUUCCCCUGGAACGGACAACAGCAGAAACACAAGCCGCCGCAAUUCGGUCUGCUAUGGCAUGUGUUCCAAAUCUCCAUCAGCACCUGUCGCUCUACCCCGAGCAGGUACGUCUGGCCUGUGUCGACCGAUACGCAGCCAACUUGAAAGCCGAAGACUAUUUCAAGUCUUCGCAACCUGAGAUGACGCGCACGAUUUUUCCUUGUGACGUGCAUAAGGCAUCGGCUGUGAUCAAAAAAAGCCUCCGACCCUUCGAAGAGGUGACAUCGGGCUUGGUGCACACCGGACUGAGCAUGGAAGGCGGUGGAUCGCUGGCAGUGCUGAGGCAAGUGUUGCAGGAUGUUUUCGAGAACGAGCUUAUCGUGGAAAAUUCUCCGGCACCUGGGGGAUCCAUUCGAAAUCACACAAGACAAAUACUUGAUCUUUUUUGCCCCGUGCACCCUGGAGCUUCGUCACCUCUGAAGAACAUGCGGCGACAGUUCGUGCUACAGUAUUACUGCAACAGUGACAUCACCCAAGACCGCAUAGUGCACCACUGCAGUUUCUCUUGCUGUCGCAGCAGGCAGGAAACGGCAGAUCGAUUCGCUUCAUCGGUGGUGCUUGCGUUCCUGCCGCGAAAGUGCCCCAUGCUCAAACGCAAGAGCUGGACUGAUGCAGAGCAGCCGAUGGAGUGGACGGGGCUGCUACAAUCGUUCUGGGGCCUUUUCACAAAGGUCAUGGUGAAAUUCACGGGAUCGGCGAGCGUCGCUCCAGUGGCACGUGUCUCUGUGGGGCAUGAGGAAGACGAGGCGGAAGAUUUUGGCCAGGGCGAAGCCGCCGAAGCCUUGGGUGCUGCCGGCACGGAUGUCUUGGAAUUGAUCGACGGCAUUCUGGCACAGGGCUCCGGUGUGGGUGAGGGUGAGACUGGGGAUCACGAUGAAGCGGCAGCACCUAUGCUGCCAGACGGUGAAAUCGAUUGGCACGAGCUGCAGCUGCGACGCAAGAGGAAAGCUGGUGUUUUCUCAUGUCGUGCAUCUCUCAUGGAGAAUCUUGGCAGAAGGGUGCUUGUGAGUUUGCAGUUUGUGAUUUGUGAAUGUCAGAAUUGUCAAAGACACCAAGAGAUCCAGAUUGCAGCUUUCCAGAUACAAUCACAGAAGCUGGCAGCAGCAGCUGGCAGCUAUCUAUCACUUUGGUUUCUUUGCUCUCUUACUGUUACUAUAUCAAAAGUAAUUACCUCAGACCAGACUGCAUAG